Messenger RNA from Canis lupus familiaris (dog), 2099 nucleotides. It is a transcript of the gene TMEM237, whose product is annotated as transmembrane protein 237. Gene Ontology annotation, cellular component: ciliary transition zone. The record is from RefSeq and is a predicted model, not a curated record. The transcript is spliced from 13 exons. NCBI's taxonomy places the organism in Eukaryota, Metazoa, Chordata, Mammalia, Carnivora, Canidae. Bases 134 to 1366 code for a protein of 410 amino acids. Gene Ontology annotation, biological process: cilium assembly.
AGGUCCGGCCCAGGAGCUGCGGCCCAGCGAGACCCUGGGGAGCCCCCCUCUCGCAGGCCCCGGAGGCCGGGUCGCGGGGAGCCAGGCGCGGGCCGCCGGCGGUUGCGCCGAGGGAGCCCCGAGGGGGAGCGCCAUGAGGGCGGACUCGGGGCUUCGGCCGGAGGCCCACCCGCGUCCUCCACGAGCCCUUCCACCUGUGCCAAGUGCUAAUCAAGAUGAUAUUCCACUUAGUCGUCCAAAGAAGAAGAAACCUAAAACAAAAACCACCCUAGGUAGUGCUUCUUUGGAAGGCUUUGUUCAGGCUUCCGUUCACGGGCCGUCUGAGGGCAGUGAGCCACCAAGUAAAGAAUCCACAGAGCACCCAGAAGAAGCUCCUGUUCAAAGGAGACAGAAGAAGACGAGGCUACCUCUUGAAUUGGAGACUUCUUUAACCCAAAAGAAAACAUCUGGCUCAUCUUUAUUACGGAAUGAAAAUGGCAUUGAUGUGGAGCCAGCUGAGGAGGCAGUUAUUCAAAAACCUCGAAGAAAGACAAAGAAAACCCAGCCAGCAGAAUUACAAUAUACCAAUGAACUAGGAGUAGAAGAUGAGGACAUAAUUACUGAUGAGCAAAGUGGUCCAGAACAACAGUCUAUAUUCACUGCACCCACUGGCAUUAGCCAGCCUGUAGGCAAAGUGUUUGUGGAAAAAACCCGGCGAUUCCAGGCUGCUGAUCGUUCAGAGUUGAUAAAGACCACAGAAAAUAUCGAGGUGUCAAUGGACAUGAAGCUUUCCUGGACAACCAGAGAUGUUGCACUCUCAGUGAACCGGGCUUUCAGAAUGAUUGGUCUCUUUUCUCAUGGCUUCUUGGCUGGCUGUGCUGUGUGGAACAUUGUUUUCAUAUAUGUGCUAGCAGGAGAUCAGCUUUCUGACUUCUCAAACCUUCUGCAGCAGUACAAGUCUUUGGCAUAUCCAUUUCAGAGUCUUCUCUACUUGCUUUUAGCUCUAAGUACUAUUUCAACUUUUGACAGAAUUGAUUUUGCUAAAACAUCAGUAGCAAUCCGAAAUUUUCUUGCCCUGGAUCCAACAGCUUUAGCCUCUUUCUUGUACUUUACUGCUCUUGUAUUGUCUCUGAGUCAGCAAAUGACAAGUGACAGGAUCCACCUUUACACACCCUCCUCUGUUAAUGGUAGCCUCUGGGCAGCAGGUGUUGAGGAACAGAUUCUUCAGCCCUGGAUUGUGGUGAAUCUCGUGGUGGCCCUUCUGGUUGGACUAUCUUGGCUUUUUUUAUCUUAUAGGCCAGGCAUGGAUCUUAGUGAAGAGUUGAUGUUCUGCUCAGAUGUGGAAGGAUAUCCUGACCAAGCUAAAGGACUCAAAGUGUCUUCAUAAUGCCAGCUAGUCUUCAGUGUAGUACUGGCCUAGUAUUUUUCCUAUUCUUGUUUUUAAAUGCAUUUUUUAAGACAUGUACAGGUGUAUUUGAAAUUGAUUUUUUGAUUGUAUGGUACUGAAAAUUUUCUCAAGAUUAUGAAAAAUGUUAAAACUUGUAUCUGCAAUUCAUACCCAAAUGUUAAUCUGUCUAGCAUUGUCAUCUUAAAGACAAAGGAGGUAAUGAGCUAGAAACCAGCAGGUGAAAGUGUUUAUUUCCUGUUCUCUCAAAUGAGUUGCAUUUAUAAUCAUUAUUGUAAAAAGCUGUAUUAUAGAAAAAGCCAGGGCAGCCCCGGUGGCGCAGCAGUUUGGUGCCGCCUGCAGUCCAGGGUGUGAUCCUGGAGACCGGGGAUCAAGUCCCACGUUGGGCUCCCAGCAUGGAGCCUGCUUCUCCCUCUGCCUGUGUCUCUGCCUCUCUCUCACUCUGUGUUAAAUAAAUAAAUCUUUAAAAAAAAAAAAAGCCAUUACUUAGUGUUACAAAAUAUGUAUCAGGUUUAACCAUAAAAAGUAGGGAAUAGGAAAGAAAGGGACAAAAGACCUUUAUUUUUAAUUCUCCUUACUGAAUAAAUUAAAAUAUGAAAUUUGUCUUUUUUCAAACUGGCUUGGUGGUUGUGGUUAUGUAUCAUGUAAGAAGUAUAAUGUAAUUUAACUUGAAAGAUGAUUUACUUCAUGACUAAUAAAAAGAAAAUGUACCUUU